Molecule: messenger RNA, 1671 nt
Organism: Ostreococcus tauri
Lineage: Eukaryota; Viridiplantae; Chlorophyta; Mamiellophyceae; Mamiellales; Bathycoccaceae
Product: Molybdenum cofactor biosynthesis, MoeB
Exons: 1
Coding region: 1-1671 (556 amino acids)
Biological process (GO): protein neddylation
Cellular component (GO): cytoplasm
Molecular function (GO): NEDD8 activating enzyme activity
Source: RefSeq, a predicted model, not a curated record
AUGUCUACCGAGCGCUACGACCGCCAGCUCCGCCUGUGGGGUCCGGAGGGUCAACGUCGCGUGUCCGAGUGUCGCGUCUUGGCGUUCGGAGCGACGCCAUCGACGUGCGAGGCGUUGAAGAAUUUGAUUCUCGGUGGCAUCAAAUCGUUCCACCUCGUCGACGACGCCCUACUCGCAUCGCCCUCACGCCCGGACGCCCGCGCGCGAUGCCUCUCCGAGCUAUUCGAGAUCGAGAUCGAUGCCGAGAUGGAUUCGACGUCCACGGUCGCUGAGGCGUGCGUGAAGGGGCUCGCGCGGUUGAAUCCGGACGUCGGCGGGACGUGGACGAAAUCGAGCGCGCGCGGAUCGGUCAACAUCGCGGAGUCCUUGACGCAAUCGGAGGGUGUGGAUGUGGUACUCGUCGAUGGAUGGUGGGUGGGUGACGAAUACAUUCAGGAGCUCGAGGCGUGGGCGCUGAAGAGGGGUGACGUCGUGCUCGCGACGACGAGAGCGUGCGGGUUGUUCGCCGAGUGUAAGACGAGCGCAAACGCGCGCUGGGUGAUGGAGAACGUCACACCGGAGGGCUCAGUGACGAAGGAUCUGCGAUUGAUGAAUCCCUGGAGUGAGUUACAGGCGUACGUGGAGAUGAAGACGAGCGAUUUGGAUCGAUUGGACGCGGCGGCGUUUAAGCACGUACCAUUUGUAGCGCUUCUGGCGAGCGCAGCGGCGCAGUGCGGGACGAGUGAUAGGCGCGCGGUGAAAGAUGCUUUGACGUCAAUGCGCAGGGGUUUAGAUGAAGAGAAUUUCGACGAGGCUUUUGCGAACAUGCGGUAUGCGUGGACGGACACGGGGGCGGUGACGCCGGAGAUUGAAGCGCUCACACGUGAUCGUCGAGCGAUAGAGUUGACCGCAGAGAGCGACAAGGGAUGGUUUUUAGCCGCAGGUUUGCGGGAAUUUAUCAGUAGCGAGGGAUGCUUACCGCUAGAAGGGAGCAUCCCGGACAUGAUCAGUACGACGGAGUCGUACGUCGAACUUCAGCGACUAUACGCCGACAAGGCGAAUAGAGAUGCUUGCGUCGUUUGGCAGAGCGCCAUCAAGCGCGCAGCAAGAGUCGGCUACAUAGGAGAUCUCAUCACCGAACAAGACGCAAAGACCUUUUGCAAGCACUGUCGACAUGUUCGCUUCAUGACGUGGCGAACAAUGGCGGAUGAACUGGAUCCUUCGACCUCGGUGACUUCCGGAGCAGCGACGCUACUGAAGGAUGCGAUUUCAGAUCCUUCCAAAACCGUGUCCGCAUUCAUCUUCGCCGCUUUUCGAGCCGCUUCCGCGUUCAGAGGUCCGGGUGGACGAGAUCCAGGUGUUGAGCCCGAAUCUGUUAUCGAUUCCGAAACUGGGCUACCGAUGUCUCAAGAUGCGUUUGUUAGUCGCGACGCGGAGGUGCUGCACGAUCACAUGACGAGAGAUGUUUUGCAACCGCGUGGUAUCAAGCUCGACCAGUCCACGGCGAAAAUUGCGGACGAUGUCCUCUAUGAGUAUACGAGGUACGGUAACGGCCAACUUAACGCCGUCGGUUCCAUUAUCGGAGGUAUCGCCAGUCAAGAGAUUAUCAAACUUGUCACGCGACAGUACAUCCCCAUGACGCAGCGUUUGAUUUACGACGGUGUUCACAGCACGACGACUCUAUUGUUCUAG